Molecule: messenger RNA, 1026 nt
Organism: Rhizophagus irregularis DAOM 181602=DAOM 197198
Lineage: Eukaryota; Fungi; Glomeromycota; Glomeromycetes; Glomerales; Glomeraceae
Biological process (GO): mitochondrial respiratory chain complex I assembly
Cellular component (GO): mitochondrion
Molecular function (GO): S-adenosylmethionine-dependent methyltransferase activity
Source: RefSeq, a predicted model, not a curated record
AUGCUUCAAAAAACAUUUUCGUUAAAUCGAUCAAUUUUUUCUGUAAAAUCAUUUUCUUGUAUUAAAAAAUACUCCACUGCAGCAAAUCAGCAACAAAAACCUUCCGCUUUUAUGGUAUUUAAUCGAGAAACGAAAAGAAUCCAGAGAGAUCGUUCUUCAAUAGAUAUUGAAGAAAGUAGGAAAGUCGAUUAUCUUAAAGAUGAAAUCGCUUAUCGAAUGGUUGAUAGAUUGUUGGAUAUCAAAAGAAAAUUUAAUACAAUCGUUGAUUUGGGAAGUGGAUGUGGUCAUAUAAUCAAACAUGUUGAUAAAGACGUAAUGAAAAAGUUAAUUAUGUGUGAUAUAUCAUCAAAAAUGUUGGAAAGAGAUAAAGAUAUUAAUUAUGAAGUUGAUGUUGAAAGAAUUGUUGUGGAUGAAGAGUUAUUACCUUUUGAUGAUAAUUCUUUAGAAGCAGUUUUAAGUAAUCUUUCUUUACAUUGGGUUAAUGAUUUACCUGGUGCUAUGAUACAAAUUCGAAAAUCUUUAAAACCUGAUGGUGUAUUUAUUGCAUCAAUUUUGGGUGGUGAUACAUUAUUUGAACUUAGAACAUCGUUUCAACUUGCCGAAUCGGAAAGAGAAGGUGGAAUUUCACCAAGAGUAUCCCCGAUGACCAAUACACGAGACAUUGGUAGUUUGUUAUCUCGUGCUGGAUUCAAUUUGACUACUAUUGAUACUGAUGAUAUUGUCGUAAAUUAUCCUAGCAUGUUUGAGCUGAUUCAAGAUUUAAGAUCAAUGGGCGAAAGUAAUGCCGUAUUGACAAGGAGACCAUUUCUUAAAAGAGAUACAUUAUUGUCCGCUUCAGCAAUUUACAAAGAGCUUUAUGGAAACCCUGACGGAUCAGUUCCGGCAACUUUUCAGAUUAUUUAUAUGAUUGGAUGGAAACCCGAUGUUUCACAACCAAAACCUUUAUCUAGAGGAUCAGGUCAAGUAUCAUUAAAGGAAACAUUAAAAGGUGGUGAUGGUAAAAGUAAUAAAAGUAAUGAUAAUUAA